AAGAAUUAGCCAAAGGUAUUCGGUAUAGCAAUAUUAAUAAAUUUGAAGAUUAUUCAGCACCGAAUAUUGAUUAUGAAAAUAAAUCUCAAUCUAGACUUAGAAUACCAUCUAGUUUUGAUGAUAUAUUAAUUUGGCUAUUAAAAUUUCAAAGUAAUUUUAAAGUGUCUAAAACAGCUACUAAAAUUUUAAUUAAAUAUAUUUGGCAACUAUUAUGUGAGUUUGGUGAUGAAAAUCUUUUUAAAGAUUUUCUAACCUCAAU
Messenger RNA from Dentiscutata erythropus, 259 nucleotides. The record is from the annotation of a GenBank genome assembly. Lineage: Eukaryota; Fungi; Glomeromycota; Glomeromycetes; Diversisporales; Gigasporaceae.